Cynara cardunculus var. scolymus (artichoke) is the source of this 1849-nucleotide messenger RNA. RefSeq names its product 3-hydroxy-3-methylglutaryl-coenzyme A reductase 3-like. Bases 1 to 1740 code for a protein of 579 amino acids. The record is from RefSeq and is a predicted model, not a curated record. Gene Ontology annotation, molecular function: hydroxymethylglutaryl-CoA reductase (NADPH) activity; protein binding. Gene Ontology annotation, biological process: coenzyme A metabolic process; isoprenoid biosynthetic process; sterol biosynthetic process. Gene Ontology annotation, cellular component: peroxisomal membrane; endoplasmic reticulum membrane. NCBI's taxonomy places the organism in Eukaryota, Viridiplantae, Streptophyta, Magnoliopsida, Asterales, Asteraceae. The transcript is spliced from 4 exons.
AUGGACGUUCGUCGGCGUCCGCUUAAGAAACUCCUCCACCGCUCCUCUAAACCAUAUAAAUCCGGCCAACUCCUCAAACACCAAGACCAACAAAAACCCUCCGACGCCUUCCCACUCCCACUUCACGUCACCAAUGCCCUUUUCUUCGCCAUGUUCUUCUCCGUCAUGUACUUCCUCCUCCACCGUUGGCGUGACAAGAUCCGAAACUCCACCCCUCUCCAUGUCGUCACCUUCUCGGAGAUGACUGCUCUAAUCUCCCUCCUCGCCUCCGUCAUCUACCUCCUCGGCUUCUUCGGCAUUGAUUUCGUCCAAUCCAUUCUCCGCCCUUCUCCGGCGUCAUGGGUAAUCGAAGAUGAUAACGCAGAAGAAGAUACCCCGGUGAAACCAUGUGGACAGGCGUUGAUUCCCCACAUUUUGCCCACCAACCUCACGUCGGAAAUGGAGGUGGAGAAGAAGAAACCACCUCCCACCAUCGACUACAACCCGGAGGAGAACGAGGAGAUCGUGAAGCAGGUGGUGGCGGGUACCAUUCCUUCCUAUGCUCUCGAAACAAAGCUGGGGGAUUGCAGGCGUGCAGCAUCGGUUCGGCGGGAGGCUCUUGAAAGGAUCACCGGAAAAUCCUUAACCGGGAUGCCACUUGAGGGUUUUGAUUACGAGUCCAUUUUAGGGCAGUGCUGUGAGAUGCCGGUGGGUUAUAUUCAGAUUCCGGUGGGGAUUGCAGGACCACUGUUAUUGAAUGGGGCUGAGUUUUGUGUACCAAUGGCGACGACGGAGGGGUGUUUGGUGGCUAGUACCAAUAGAGGUUGUAAGGCAAUCUACAUGUCGGGUGGUGCCACGUGUAUGCUGCUGAAAGACGGGAUGACGAGGGCGCCGGUGGUGAGAUUCGGUAGCGCGAAGAGGGCGGCGGAGUUGAAGCUUUUCUUGGAAGAUCCGGAGAACUUCGAUACUCUUGCUGUCGUCUUUAACAAAUCAAGCAGAUUUGGGAAAUUACAAAGCAUCAAAUGUGCUAUUGCUGGGAAGAACACAUACAUUAGGUUUUGUUGCAGUACUGGUGAUGCCAUGGGGAUGAACAUGGUCUCAAAGGGUGUCCAAAAUGUUCUUGAUUACCUUCAGACCGAUUUCCCUGAUAUGGACGUCAUGGGCAUUUCCGGAAACUAUUGCUCGGACAAGAAACCGGCAGCGGUGAACUGGAUAGAAGGGCGUGGGAAGUCAGUGGUAUGCGAGGCGGUGAUCAAGGAAGAGGUGGUGAGAAAGGUCCUGAAAACCAACGUAGCCGCCUUAGUUGAGUUGAACAUGCUCAAGAAUCUCACCGGAUCCGCCAUGGCUGGUGCACUUGGUGGCUUCAAUGCACAUGCUAGCAAUAUAGUUGCCGCUGUAUAUAUAGCCACCGGUCAAGACCCAGCUCAAAAUGUCGAGAGUUCUCACUGCAUCACCAUGAUGGAAGCCAUUAAUGACGGCAAAGACCUUCAUAUCUCCGUCACUAUGCCUUCCGUUGAGGUUGGAACAGUUGGAGGGGGUACACAGUUGGCAUCACAGGCAGCAUGCUUGAACCUAUUGGGUGUGAAAGGUGCAAGCAAAGAAGAACCAGGGUCGAACUCAAGGGUGUUAGCCACCAUAGUAGCUGGCUCGGUUCUUGCUGGGGAGUUAUCUUUGAUGUCAGCAAUUGCAGCUGGUCAGCUGGUCAAGAGCCACAUGAAAUACAACAGAUCAACCAGAGAUAUGACCAAAUUAGCUCCUUAAUUAAUUAGUCCCUGCAUGCUGCGCGCAUGCUUUCAUCUAUUCAUGGUUUACGUUGUAUAAUUUGCAAGAAUUUAUAAUAAAAGUUGUACUUAUAAAUUGAACACUCACA